GCGACGAUGAGUCGUGGAUUGCAUUCUCAGAUCUGAGGAUUUCCAUCAGCCAAUCAUCAUCGCUGUCGUCUUCAGUCGUCUUCAGAAGUCGGAGGUGGAAUGAACCUGCGCUGCCGAGCGCAUCAGCGAGCUGCCUCGGAGUAAGCGAGUCAAUAAAGCCCAUGGUGUGUCCUGCGCACGACGACUGCGAGUCUGCACCGCCAGCUCCGGCAAUGGAAUUGCCCGUGGUGUUGAAGGUGAGAAAGAUCAAGACCAAGAAGCCCAAAGAGGUGAUGCUGGGCAUCUGCGGUGGAGUGGGCCCCGCUGCUGGGUUGCUGUUGCACCAGCUCAUACUGCAGAACACCGACAGUACUGGAGAGGACCAGGGUCAUCUGAACGUUUGUCACUUCUCACGCUCCGAGGACAUGACCGACCGUACCGAGUACCUUGUCUACGCUGCGAACUCCAGCUUUGAUGCAACUGAUUCCGAUUCAGACAGCGGGUCUACAAACGGGGAUAUGUCUUGCAAUUAUGUGAAGGAAGUGGAGAACCCAGCGUGCGGCAUGGCGCGUACGUUCGCUAUGAUGCACGCCGCAGCCGCUGCUGGCCGUGCUCGGUUGGUCGUAGGCGUACCGUGUAAUACGUUCCAUGCACAGCCAAUUUGGGAUGAGUUCAUACGACGAACAAGGAAUGCGAGCUGUGUACAUCAUGUGCACAUGUUAGAAGAGACGGUAGCAUUCAUUGCAAGCAAGUUACCAUCAUGCAAACGCGUUGGACUAAUGUCUACUACGGGAACACGCAAUUCGCGGGUGUAUCAUGAUUUAUUGGAGCCGCGUGGGUACACAGUGCUGGAAGUGCAUGCUGGAGCGAUGCAACAAGAGCUACAUGAAUCAAUUUAUAACCGCGAGUGGGGAGUGAAGAGUACUGCCCCUGCAGUGUCUUCGCGUUCCGAGGCCAAUUUCCAUCGCUAUACGCUGCAUUUACGAGAACAGGGAGCUGAAGUUAUUAUCUUGGGCUGUACCGAAAUCCCAUUUAUAUUCGCUGGCAAGACCCACUUUGCCGGUUGCCUUCUCAUUGACCCGAUGAUGGCGCUGGCUCGUGCCAUGAUCCGCGAGGCUGAUCCAUCGAGGCUUAAACCUGCGGACAGCAGCAGUACACCCAACAGGGCAUCAAGUACAGUAUGUACUACUGGUAUUCUGUAGUGUCGCGGUCACCUCAUGCCAAUUGUUUGUGAAUAUGUGCACGUAGAGUAAUAGACCUAGAACCACUAAGAUCUUUUCUGUAUUUUACAUCAACGAAGAAAGCUGAUUCAAGAAG
Messenger RNA from Phytophthora nicotianae INRA-310, 1296 nucleotides. RefSeq lists its product as hypothetical. The record is from RefSeq and is a predicted model, not a curated record. The transcript has a single exon. The coding region runs from base 162 to 1181 and encodes 339 amino acids. NCBI's taxonomy places the organism in Eukaryota, Oomycota, Peronosporomycetes, Peronosporales, Peronosporaceae.